AUGGGAAAGGGAAGGAGGGCGCCCGCCAGGCUAGGCACCCGCGCCUUCGCGGUCGCGUCCUUCCCUGUGCAGCUCAGGCGGGGCGGACCUGUGCGGGCGGGCGUGUGGGAGGGGCGAGUGGCGGCCGCGGGACCAGGCUGCUGUCUGGUGCCGGCUCGCAUACUUGGCCAGAAAAAAAAGGCGGGGGAGGAGUUCUGUGGUCCAAACCCCGCGAGCACUGCCCGCCUCACAAAAGCGAAAAAAGUUGACGCGCUCAGUGGAUUGCUCUGCGCCUGGUCCCCGCGAAGCAGAGGUGUCUGUCUGUCCAUGCUCCCUGAUAGCCAGGGUAAGAGAGUGAGCCGCACUGCCUGGUCGCGUGGUUCAGGGCUCUUGCCCCACCCUUCCACGGGGGACACGAAGCUCCAGUCACAUCUGUCAGUAUCCAGGUCUCAGGAAGGAACCAGGGCAAAGCCUCGGAACUCACUGAGCAAUCUUUUUCAGAUGCUGAGACUGUUGGCUCUACUGAGCUGUCUGGGGACCAAGCAGUUGACUGAUGCUGCUUCUCUUUGCUACACCUACACUGUUAACGUUUCAGAGUCUGGACUGUCCCACAAAAUCCAAGGACAACUGGAUGAAAAGACUUUUAUUUUAUGUUACCAUACCUACUGCCGUGCCAUUGGUGGUCUGGGGGAAACACUAAAAGCCAUACAGUCCUGGGAAAAACAGGUUAACACUCUGAAAGACGGAAUUGACCUGGUCACUGGCCAAGCACUUCACAUGAAGCACGAGACUGAUACAGUCAGAGUGCCCUUCUCUCUGCAGGUCAAGAAAUGCUGUUGGCAUGAAGCAAAUGGAAAUUUCAAUGCAUCCUGUGCCUUAUACCUCAAUGGACAGAAAGUGCUGGAUCUUCACCGAAGCACUGGAAACUGGACUGAAGUUGAUCCUGGAUCCAUGCAGAUAAAAGAGAAGUUGGAGAAAAACAAGGAUUUAAGAGACUUCUUAAACAAGACCUCAGAGGGGGAUUGCAGGGACUAUCUUAAGAAGAUAAUCCCUAAGUUAGACUUGGAAAAAAAACUGGAGCCUACAGUUCUGGUCAAAGACACAGCUGGUAUUUUCACAUCAGCCUCACCAACCAUUGCUCCAGAUGUGGACCAGUCUUCAUCCAUGACCAUGAAGCCCAAUGCCUUUGCCUUGCUGUUCACCUUAGCCCUCCUGUUUCUCUUAAACUAUCUGCAAUGACAGGUUGAAGAUGCUACAGAGAAGUCAUGAGAGUUCUUCUGGUUCCACCACUCUCCCUUUCCAUCAGCCUCCACCAGAUGAAUCAGGAUGCUGCUGACACAACAUUUCAUGGUCUAUCAUGCUGUGCUAAUUGCUUAGAAUCUUUUCUUAUCACCUUGUACUGUUUCUCUUGGUGCUCCUUAGUGGGAAUUGCCCUCAUUGUAGAACUACUUUUACUAGAGAUCUGGAAAGAAGUGGUUAUUAUCGAUCCCUAGCAUAGGAAACAGGAUAAUUGGAUCUCCUUAGUGGGAAUGUGAAGUUUUUACUCUUGCAUAUAUAACUGGCAAUAAUCAUAUAUCUCAGAUAUCAAAAGGAAACCUUUAACAACUAAUCAUAGAAAACAGAAGUUGAGGACCAGUUGUUUAGUAGAAAUCACUGGUAACUGUACCAGGGCACACCUGACUCCAUGAUGGAAGCUCCAUCCAGGCUGUAAAACUCAGCAUAUAGAAAGCACUACCUGCCACAACUCAAAUAAAGGCCUAGUCCAUCCAAGUCUCUGAAUGGAUUAACCUUGCUUUAGGCUUCUGUCCUUCCACUUCUACCAGUUCUUCUGUUAACUGAAGUAUGUCCAUCCAUAGCAUGGUUUUUGUGCUUAAAAGCUCUACCUGAGAAAGGCUCAGUGCUACACUGGGACCCUAAACACCCAGUGUAGUUGAUGAUCAACUAAUAAAGAGUUUCUCCUGACUUAAA
Molecule: messenger RNA, 1947 nt
Organism: Alexandromys fortis (reed vole)
Lineage: Eukaryota; Metazoa; Chordata; Mammalia; Rodentia; Cricetidae
Product: UL16-binding protein 1-like
Exons: 9
Coding region: 1-1218 (405 amino acids)
Biological process (GO): immune response
Cellular component (GO): external side of plasma membrane
Source: RefSeq, a predicted model, not a curated record